Scophthalmus maximus (turbot) is the source of this 4358-nucleotide messenger RNA. It is a transcript of the gene usp1, whose product is annotated as ubiquitin specific peptidase 1. NCBI's taxonomy places the organism in Eukaryota, Metazoa, Chordata, Actinopteri, Pleuronectiformes, Scophthalmidae. Gene Ontology annotation, biological process: protein deubiquitination. The coding region runs from base 290 to 2767 and encodes 825 amino acids. The record is from RefSeq and is a predicted model, not a curated record. Gene Ontology annotation, cellular component: nucleus; cytosol. The transcript is spliced from 9 exons. Gene Ontology annotation, molecular function: cysteine-type deubiquitinase activity; cysteine-type endopeptidase activity.
CGAGGGAUGUUUCACUCUCAUCACAUGGGACUUUUUUUCUUUUUCUCUCCCCUUUAAAUUUCUGCCUCACUGCUGAGGCCAGAUCCAUCCUUCCCUUACCUCUGCAGCUGCGAGUGGUAUAUCCUCGCGGGACCCUCACCCCUCCCCAAAAGAGAUGGUCCUGGGGAAGGAACUUCAGCCGCAGCAGCACUGCCACAGAUCCACUGUCUCUCCAACACGGGGGGCGCUGUUGCAUCGAAGCAGAGGGGGGAGAAAAAGAAGUCGCUCUCUCAAGUUGCCUGAGUAAAAGAUGCCAGGUCUGCAGGGGGAGGACGUGGUGGCGGCGCUGGGCAGCCCCAUCAAGAGGAGCAAACUGUCCCUGAAGUUCUUCCAGAAGAAGGAAACCAAGCGGGUGCUGGAUUUCUCCGAACCCCCGGCAGAUGAACCUAAAGCGGCCGAGCCAGUGGAGCCCGAGGCGAGCAGCAGUGAUCAGGUUGUCCCUGAUCCGCCUGAAUGCCCGGCCUCACCUGGUCUCAUCCUGCCCGGUGAGAAGAGGGAGAGCCUGGUGCCAUUCGUGGGGCUCAACAACCUGGGCAACACCUGCUAUUUGAACAGCAUCUUACAGGUUCUGUACCACUGUCCAGGUCUCCGAGGAGGCAUAAAGAAACUGUACAACCUGUCUAAAAGAAAAGAGAACCCAAAGGAAGAAACGGAUGAAAGCGAAGAACAGUCGGAAGCUGCGGCCGUGAACCAUCCCGCUCACAUCGAGCUGCUGGGAAGCUUCAACAGUCUGAUAACGUCCGUGGAGCAGCUGCAGUCCAGCUUCCUGCUCAACCCCGACAGCUUCAGCGACGGCGAGCUCACCACGCCGCCUCGAAAAAUACUCCACUCACUCAGGCAACUGAACCCCAUGUAUGAAGGCUAUCUUCAGCACGACGCCCAGGAGGUGCUGCAGUGCAUCCUGGGAUAUAUGCAAGAUGCCUGUGACACAAUCAGGAAGGAGCAGGAGCUGGAGGAUGCUGAUGCGACGGAAGUGAAAAUGGAAAAUGGCGUUCGUUUGGGCUCCAGCAGCACGGACACAGAAUCCACAGCUCCCGCGGAAGAGGACGGCCAAGUCAGCGGCAAGAGGAAGAGUGACACCGAGGUGGGAAAUGCCAAGAAGAAGCCGAAAUCUGUCAAGACCAAGAAGUCUGAUGCGGAGGAAGUCAACUUCGCCAGAAAUAAACCCCUCACCCGCUCCAAAAGGAAGUCCUCCGGUGACAUCACGGUGGACAACGCCCAGGAUAAAGAUGGAGAGAAGGAAGCGGAGGAGGAGGAGGAGGAGGGGUUGAAGAAACUAAAUGGGGAGGAGGAAGCAGGGAGCGAUGGUGAGGGGAAAGGUGAGAAGCCGUCCAAAGAGGCGGACGGGAAGAAGAAGAAGCGGGCCAAGUUGAGCUGGUUGAGGCCGUCCGGGAAGCAGCCGAGCAUUUUCUCCAAGUUCCGCAGCGUGGGGAAGAUCAGCGCCACGAUAGUGAAGAGCCUCAACAAGCCGGAGCAGGAGAACGGACAGAGUGAAGAACAGAGUCCGAAGGAGAAGAGCGGCGGAGAGGGAUCCCCACGAAACAUGGCUGAAGACAAGACGGUGGAACAUCAAGAGGGCCUGGACCUGCUGGAGCGCUUGUUCCAGGGUCAGCUGGUUCUGCGGACUCGUUGUCUGGAGUGCGAGAGCUUCACGGAGCGGAGAGAGGACUUCCACGACAUCAGCGUCCCGGUGCUCGACGACCAGCCCAGCAGCCCCGACGAUCUCUCCGAGGUCUCUCCAGACCCAAAACCGGAGCUGCGGACGCUGAAAUGGGCCAUCGCCCAGUUCGCCUCGGUGGAGCGCAUCGUCGGAGUGGACAAAUACUUCUGCGAGACGUGUCAUCAUUACACCGAGGCUGAGAGGAGUCUCCUGUUUGACAAGACUCCCGAAGUCAUCACCAUUCACCUGAAGCGCUUCUCCACCAACAGUUUAGAAUUGGACCCGUACGGCGGCCUCUCUAAAGUGAACACUCCUCUGCAGACGCCCUUGAACUUGUCCCUGGACGAGUGGUGCACCCGCCCCUCAUCCGGCCGCGGCCAACACUACCAGCUGUUCGCCGUGGUCAUGCACAGCGGCGUCACCAUCAGCAGCGGCCACUACACCGCCUACGUGCGCAUGUCCGACCUGCAACACGCGAAGCUCCGGCUGCAGGGCGGAGAGGAAACGAAAAAGGAGGAAGAGGAGGAGAGCGAAGAGGGAACGCAAGCGAAGGAGGAAGCGCUGGACUACAACGACGGAGAAGUGUCCUUCAGCCUGAACGCACGGGGACAGAGAGGCGGCGGCGCGAGUUUGGCCAGAGGCAAAAAGGGAGGCAAGAAGCUGUCGGAGGGCACGGUGGGGCUGUUGGGGGGCCAGAGGAGUUUGUCCAGCUGCGAGCUCGGGAGCAGCGGCGGCGGCGGCAAACACGCGGAUAAAGCGACGGAAGGAUCUAAACGGAGAAAGACCGUCAACAGUCAGGGCCAGAACACGGAGGGUGGGGUUAAUAAAAAGGAGCCCGCGGACGCAGAGGAGGCGCCGCUGACCUCCUCCUGCAGGGGCGCGGGGGCCUCGGAGCAGCAGGCCCUCAACAACCUGCUGGAGUACGAAGGCAAGUGGAUGCUGUUCGACGACUCGGAGGUGCGCCUGUUCGAGGAGGAGGAUUUCCUGCGGGCCUGCUCGCCGGACACCUGCUCCUCGUCGACGCCGUACCUGCUCUUCUACAGGAGGACGCCGGAGCCCGGGUGCUAACACCAGCACCAGCGGCCCCGAGCACGCCACGUGUUUUGACACGCGAGUGCUCAGGCGGGGAGAAAGAAGAGACGAUUGUAUUUUUGCAAUACUACAAACUUCGCCGAAACCACUGUGGCUGCCCGUUGCACCAUCUCGGGUCCAAAGUCAUAUUUUAGAAAUACUUUGGGAUACGAAUUUUCUACGUGCCAUCAAAUGACUAAGCUUUUUUUUGUAUAGUAUCUUUUUGUUAUUCUGUACAGUUUCUUUCACUCUGGCUUGGAUACUGUCCUCGUCUUUACCUGUAAAAUAUUUUUGUUUUUUUUAAUUGGUUUGGUUACAGAAUGGAGAAGCACUUUUAAACACAAAUUUCAUCAAGUGAAAAUAUAAAAUAACGGAAAAAGGAUUAUUAUUUUUCUGAGCUAAAAGUUUUUCUACGUUCCGUUAAAUUGGAACGUAGAAAAAAAGUGGAGAUGGUCAGUGCUGUGUAUCCAAAACAGAUUAUGCAACAUUAAAAAAGCCAAAUGAAUCAAUCUUCUCCGUCUCACACACUGAAGCGGUGCACAACAGUAAGCCUUUAUUCACCUCAUCAUAUCAGACUGAAUCGUAUCAAGGUGCUCGUGAAGUCCGGAGUUCAGCUGAUUCACGAGCUACACGGCAGAGCUUUACAUAAAAACACACUGAAAUCUAAUAUAUUUACGAGCUUUUGACAUAUUUUCUUGAUCGUGCUAAAAUUCACGUUUAUGCAGAGUUUCUCGCUCGGGGCCUUUUCACGGUGCCAACUCGGUAUGAGUCAACACAUUUCUACUUCUUUUUCUUUCAUAUCUAAUUUGGUGUGUAACUGACAAGUUACAUAUUUUUGAAUGUGCAAAACCAGGUGUAAAAUCUAAAUGGUUUCUAAAGGAUCAGUUCCCAUUAAAGUUUUACUUUCACUAUAAGAGAUGACUGAAGGAACCAGAGAAUUUUCUAAUGUUAUAAUUUAAAUGACAAAAAAAUGGAAAUAAAUCAAUAAUAAAUCAGAAUACUCAGUUUUUUUAAACAUCCAGAGCAAAUCUCCUCUCAGUGAGACGACGACUCGCCUGCAAUUACGUUUCAAUGCAAAAAAAUGUUAGAAAGUUUAAGACAAAAAGCAGUUUAGAAGUCCAGAUUUUAAAAAAUUAAUUAAAUAAAAAGGCGCAAACUAAUUUGAAAAUAACAAAAUCCAGAAUUGAAUCUGAUCAGUUAUAGAUUUGAAAGAUAAGGAUGUUGUCAUUGUCCAUGGGUUUAGAAUAUAUCAAACUCUUUAAUUUUUGUUCAAGCUAAUUCAGUGGUUUAUUAAUAUUAAUAUUCCAUUGCUUUGUGUUUAAAAAAUGAAUGUGUCCGAAAGGCCAAACAUUUUUUCAGGGAUUGACUGUGUUCAUAUAUAAUAAUACAUUGUGAGCCAUAUUCAGUUUAUUUCGCUUGUGGUGAAAGGUUUCCAAAGUGAGGUGUUUUUUUUGUAUUUAACAAAAUUGCUCGCAGACUUACAUGAAACCAGCGCCUGUCCUUCACACUGUACCUCAUCCCAGCUCUUAAUUAUAUUAAUGUUGGCAUUUUGGUACGAUAAGCAAUAAAGUUUUUACCUUCACGUUCA